AUUGUCAUUGUCAUUGUCAUUCUCAUUCUCAUUCUCAUUCAUGGCGCUCCCUCAAUUUCACUUCCUUCUUCUCCUAGCCCUAAUCUCUCUUCUCUCUAUCUCCUCCUCCUCUUCCACCACCACCAUCCACGAGCUACUCCGCUCCCACGGCCUCCCACCUGGUCUCCUCCCCAAUUCCGUCAAGUCCUACACUCUCUCCGACACAGGCCUCCUCGAGGUCUACCUCGAUCAACCCUGUUUAACCAAAUUCGAUACCAUGGCCUUCUACGACAGCGUCGUCAAAGCCAAUCUCACCUACCGGAGUCUCUCCGGCGUCCAAGGUCUCUCUCAGGAAGAGCUCUUUCUAUGGCUUCCUGUUGUCGAUAUCCUCGUCGAUGAUCCCAAAUCAGGCCUCAUAUUGUUCGACAUUGGACUCGCUCACAAACAGCUCUCUCUCUCUCUGUUUGAAGAUCCACGCGAUUGUAAAUCUGAUCAAGGUGUGUUGAUGAAGAAUGCAAGGAAAAAGAAAGGAUUAUUUGAAGCACAAAGAUAGAAGAAGAAGAUCAUGCCAAAUCUUAAAUUAUAAAUUUUUGUUUUUAAUAAUAAAUAUUAAAUUUAGUAAAUUAGGUGUUCUUAUGUGGUUUUUGUGGGGGUGGUGGUGGUAGGAUUGUAAAGAGAAUGGAAUCGGAUCUACUAAUCAUGUUUAUGUUCUAACUUAUUUCCUUUUGUCCUCGUCCAUGUUGAUUAGAUAACAAUCAAAGCAAAGGAUCUUUAUCUUUUGUGUAAA
This is a messenger RNA of Camellia sinensis, 766 nucleotides long. RefSeq lists its product as uncharacterized. NCBI's taxonomy places the organism in Eukaryota, Viridiplantae, Streptophyta, Magnoliopsida, Ericales, Theaceae. The record is from RefSeq and is a predicted model, not a curated record.